Molecule: messenger RNA, 1836 nt
Organism: Acanthopagrus latus (yellowfin seabream)
Lineage: Eukaryota; Metazoa; Chordata; Actinopteri; Spariformes; Sparidae
Gene: cdca8
Product: cell division cycle associated 8
Exons: 11
Coding region: 140-973 (277 amino acids)
Biological process (GO): mitotic sister chromatid segregation
Cellular component (GO): chromosome passenger complex; spindle midzone; chromosome, centromeric region
Source: RefSeq, a predicted model, not a curated record
AACCUGUUGCCGUAGCUCAAGGCAAAAGAGCGCUCUGAUUGGCUGACUGUGCUUGUGGCCCCUCCUCGCGCGGAAUUUUGAAAACGGCUUUGUAAAGGAAGGUGGUCCGGUGUCCCGAGGAGGAAAAACAUUAUCAGACAUGGCUCCCAGGAAGAGAACAACCAAACGGAAAAACGACCAGAAGUCGGCCAAGCUGGAGGCUUUUCUUCAGGACUUCGACAACGAGGUGGAGACCAGAGUUGUACAGCUGAAAGAGAAGAUCAACCAGCUGUUGAAAGAUGUUGACAACAGCUACAACAUGGCACUCAUUAAGCUCCCCAAGGCUGUCAGGCAAAUGUGCUGGCUGGAACAUAUUAAGCCUGAGAAACCAAAGUCACCAGAAGUGGAUAACACAAAGAGAGAAGAAGAGGUGGCUAUUGUUAACAGCAUCAUGGCAGAGGACCACGCAGUGCUUCUCAAAUCAGUCAAGAAAACUACAGCCACAAAGAAAAAGGGUGGGGCCAAAUCCAGUUCAGAGGAUGAAAACACCCCGAGCACAACAAGGAAGGCGAGAGCAACAAAGAAACCUCCAACUACGUCAAAGAGGGCAAAGGCUCUGUCUGUCAACAAGCAGAACGCCUCCAUCAGAAGAUCAUCCAGGAAACCACUGGUCACUCCUGCCAGGAGUAUGCUGGAUUGUUCUAUGAUGGGCGCUACCCCUCUCGUCACCCCACGCUUUGACCCAAGGCUUCCAAAGACCCCCGCUGUGAGAAAUCCCCGCCACAAGGAGAGAGUCUACAGCAUUUCGGUCAACGGCUCUCCCAUUGCAGCAGGAAAUGAGGACAUUAUCAUCAACGUCCCCAUCGGCAACGGAGAGAGCGUUCAGCUCCUGGCCAGUCAGAUGGACUCAGUGGACCUGUCGGCACUGGACGAAACUGCUCUGAGGAGCAUUCGGCUGCUGCAGAAUCGCCUCACAAAUCUGUGUGGGAUCUGAGUGACCUAACCGUCGGCUGUCGACAUUACUUUUAAGAAAUGUAUUUGUUAUUUUAAAACUUGUUUUUCUUUUUUUCUUUUUUUACCUAUAUGUGAGAUUCUAAAAGAGUAGGGAACUUUUGAAGUUUGGUCCUCGGAGCUGAAUUUCAUAAUUUGUGUGAUUCUUUGUAUGUACAAAAUUGCUUAUUUUUCACUGUAUUGGUUGGAAAAUCUCCUGAACAUCCAAGAAACCCUCAGGAUACUUUUCAACUUUUAUUAAACUAGUUGUUGCAGAAUGUUCACAGUAAUCAAAUUAAUAGCUCUAAAUGUAAAUAUUUUUUACCCUUACAAAGACUCAAAAAUGAAAACUCCACUUGUUUUCCUUUUACUUCGAACCAACCUUUGAUUUUAUGUAGUAUUCAUAUAGUUACUUUUAAUUUAACAGGUACUGUGUAACUCGUAUUUUGUGCAGGACUAAAACACUUCUAGAUCCGACAGAUUUAAGAAAACUUAGUAAAGUAAGAACAAGUUGAAAAUGAAAAACCCUGUUCUUCAGGUAAAAAAAAGGAUUAGUAGUUUAAUUACUGUAAAGAUUCUGCAACAAUUAUCUGAACGUUUUGAAGAUCAUUGUGAUUUUUGAGAUGCUGAGUGAGUUGUGUGAGUCUGUAAUUUUUCUGGUUGACAAGUCCAUCUUCACCUAGCUGUACCUCUGCAUGUGGACCAGUAGGUGGUAGCAUUUCACCACAGAAGUUUGCUUGUCUGGAGAAGUCAGACCCUCCUGAGUGUUGUGUCUUCUUCAUGUGGUUGUAACCCGUCCUCAGUGAUAAAGCUGUCGCUCACCUGACAAAGUAAAAUCUACUACAGUAAAAUCUGCUUGUGCACUGG